AUGUCAGUUUCUGUCACUGUCACGCCACGCCAGUUUAUGGAGGAUGUUCUCUUCGGCGCCAAUAAUGAGGUGGUUGCCAUCAAGGGCAGGGGCGGGUCUCCGCUGGCGGGUGUGAUGAAGGGAAUGGUUCUCAGCUCCAUCAAUGGUGCCCCCGUGGGACGAGCGGAUGACGAGCAGAAGAAGCGGCGCAACAUGGGGGGCGAACUGUUGCUGCUCUUCUUACCUGGAAACACCGAGGGAGGUGAUGAGUUCGACCUCGAUUCCGGCGAGGACGAAGAUAGCAACUUCGGUCAGCGGAAACUGGCCUUUGGUAUAAACAACCACGACGGCGCGUCAAAUCUUCCAAAGAGCACCGACGUGCUUCUAGACGCCGCGGAAAAAGCUGGACCUGGUAGGUGCAUUAUCAUUAUGAGCGAGGGAGUGAACCCUGGGUAUGUCAUUGGCGUCAGCGCUGAGCGUGCGUCGUGUACUGUGAUGUAUAUUAAUGCGGUUGCCCGCCUAAAGACACGGCAGUCUCUUUCCCAGACAGCAGAAAUUUUUAGUAAAUCUCUCCAAAAGGGUCUCUGGAUUUACAUUGAGCAGGCAACGAAGUCUAUCUCUCUCCUGCGCAAACUGGCGGAGUGUAUUACGGAGGCCCAAGCAGAAGGUGCCAUUCACCCUAAGGCACGUGUUUUUCUCAUGUGCGAGCCUCACCCACACUUUCCAGAGGCCCUGCUUAAGGGGAGCGUGACGCUACGCGGCAAGCUACACCAUGACGACGGUGAGGUGCAGCUUGAUAAUAAUUUGCUUGAGAGUCGCAUAGGACACUCAGUUGUGCGGGACGCCGCUUCGUUCCCUGUAGAUGCACUGCCAGAGGUCACGGGAGGACGACGGCGUGUUAAAAUUUCUCACGAGGUGAGCAUUGUGCCUUUGGAAAAAAAUACAUUUAUGGAGCUAAGUCAGGGUGCCAAUCCUGCGAUGGAGCGGGAAACCGCCAUUGGUGAAGGCGUGACUCGUUUUGCCAAGUAUAUGUUUGGCGCCAAUGAGAAGUUUAUCUCCCUUUGCAAAGUCAAAGACGGCCGCUAUGCCGUAGGUACAACAGGAGGCUACGUUUUGAUUUUGGAUGCCGAUGGGCUUCCUCUCAUUCAGUUUCGACCGCACAGGGCUUGUGUAUGGGAUGUUGCCUUUGCAUCUCCUUACGAUUUUGCGACAGCGUGCGAGGAUUGGACCAGCUCUAUUUUUAAUUACUCCUUGGCAUGCCAAGAGCUCGCGGCCACCUCGGUGCUCUCACUACACGGUGAUGUAUUCGCGGUAACGUAUGCCAACCCGGAGGACCCUCAGAGCGCCGUUUUAUCUGGAGGACUGCCUUCGAGCGUCUACGUCUUACACUCGGAUCGUCGCACCAGUUCCCUGAUCCCAGUAGGGGUCUCUACGCAGGCCAUGCGCUCCACCCAACGGGGAUAUGCGCUUGUUGGGGGUGGUAAUGGGGCUUGUUGCUUGAUUGAUCCCGUCAGCUGCACGGUGCUUGAGACAACAACGCGUCACCAGCGGAAGGUGCCCGCUGUGGCCUGUUGUGGCCCCAUCGCCGUGACAGGCGGGUUUGACAAGAUGAUUCGAGUCUGGGAUGUGCGAAGUAGUCUUCGCAUGGUAAACGAGAGGGCUCUGAUGGAGGUUAUUACCGCCGUCUCGGUAUCUGAUAAGCAUGUGGCGGCGUGCAGUGGGUCCGAUCUUAUUGUGUGGGAUUUGCGAAGAAUUGGAACCCCUUUGGCCACCAAACAGAGAGCAUGGAACACACUUACGCGUGGGCUUAUCAUAGACGGGGAGGUUAUCAUUACUGCCUCUGCUGACGGUGUGGCACGGUUUUGGUCGCUUGGAUCGAUGGGCAACUUGUGA
Trypanosoma conorhini is the source of this 1872-nucleotide messenger RNA. RefSeq lists its product as uncharacterized. The record is from RefSeq and is a predicted model, not a curated record. NCBI's taxonomy places the organism in Eukaryota, Euglenozoa, Kinetoplastea, Trypanosomatida, Trypanosomatidae. Gene Ontology annotation, cellular component: dynein complex. The transcript has a single exon. The coding region runs from base 1 to 1872 and encodes 623 amino acids. Gene Ontology annotation, molecular function: protein binding; minus-end-directed microtubule motor activity. Gene Ontology annotation, biological process: microtubule-based movement.